This is a messenger RNA of Pestalotiopsis fici W106-1, 774 nucleotides long. RefSeq lists its product as uncharacterized. Lineage: Eukaryota; Fungi; Ascomycota; Sordariomycetes; Amphisphaeriales; Sporocadaceae. The transcript is spliced from 3 exons. The record is from RefSeq and is a predicted model, not a curated record. The coding region runs from base 1 to 774 and encodes 257 amino acids.
AUGUCUCACUCAAAGCCAGCGAUACUCUUUAUUAUCUUCAAGCAUGGUGCCUACCACCCUCCAUCAUGUUAUAGCCGCUUGACCGAAAAGCUCGAGACUGCGGGUUUCGAACUAGUCACGCCGCGACUAGCAUCCCUCGGCGAGGGCAAAGUCGGCAUCACGCUGGAUGAUGACGUUGCCGUGGUCAAGACGGCAGCCAAGGCGCUCAUUGAUGCCGGCAAGGAGGUGGUGCUGGUAGCCCAUUCCUAUGGCGGCUUCGUCACCAUCAACGCCGCCAAGGGGCUCAGUGUCACUGAGCUCCAAGCGCAGGGACAAGAGGGCGGUAUCAAACACAUUGUUUACUUGAGUGCCUGCUUCAAGGAAAAGGGCGCGACUGCCAACGAGGCAUGCAAUCCUACCUGUGCAGUCCCACCCGACUUUGACGACAUUUUCGCCAUCCACAUGGUUGGUGAAAAGGUUUCAUGUUCACUCAAGGACACGGAGACCACGCGGCGAUACUUUCUGCAGCCAGCCUCGGAUGAGGACAUGAACGCCGCACUAGCUCAGCUUGAGCCCAUGUGCGUCGACAUAUUCAAUAUCCCGUCGCCGACGGGUCCUUCGGAGCUGUCCAUUCCUCAGACGUUCUUCGUCUGUGGGAAAGAUCACGUUGUUUUGCCCGAGACCCAAGAGAAGGCCGUGGCCGACGGAGGCAUGAGGGCCAUCAGACUGCCAGAGAGUGGACAUGCCCCGUACUUGAAUUUGCGAAAGAGCUUGCAGACACGAUUGUCGAGGUAG